Molecule: messenger RNA, 3599 nt
Organism: Pangasianodon hypophthalmus (striped catfish)
Lineage: Eukaryota; Metazoa; Chordata; Actinopteri; Siluriformes; Pangasiidae
Gene: adcyap1b
Product: adenylate cyclase activating polypeptide 1b
Exons: 5
Coding region: 413-940 (175 amino acids)
Biological process (GO): neuropeptide signaling pathway; positive regulation of transcription by RNA polymerase II; positive regulation of GTPase activity
Cellular component (GO): neuron projection; extracellular region; perikaryon
Molecular function (GO): pituitary adenylate cyclase activating polypeptide activity; neuropeptide hormone activity; peptide hormone receptor binding
Source: RefSeq, a predicted model, not a curated record
AAGAGUCUCCAUUCAUGGAUAAAAAUCGGAGGGAACUGGAGGGGGGGUGAAAGUUGAGCGAAAAGACAUGUGGACGAACGAAUAAGCCGUGCACGACGAAUCUGAUCGACGAUUUUUUUUUUUUGCGCGUAAAAGCCUAUUAUUUUUUGGUUUGUUUGUUUUUAGCAGCUACAUAUUGUAUAAAAGUCAAAGGCGGUUGAUCAGGACGAGCCCAUCAGGAAACGGCGGUGGCGCUUCAGAGAAGAGGUGCCGUGAGAAAGAUUACCUCGUCUCUCUCUUUCUCUCUCUCUUUCUCUCCCUCUCUCUCUCUCUCACACACACGCGCACACACACACGCACACGCACACACACGCUCAGAAGCCGCACCCGAAGCGCGUCCCGCAGCCUCGCUCUCUGUCCAACCUGCCGUAGCAUGGCCAAAUCUAGUAGAGCUACUUUGGCUCUGCUCAUCUACGGGAUCUUAAUGCGCUACAGCGCCCAAUGCACACCCAUCGGAAUGGGCUUCCCCAACAUGAGGCUAGAAAACGACGUGUUCGGGGAAGAGGGAAACUCGUUAAGUGAGCUCUCCUACGAGCCCGACACGAUGAGCGCGCGCAGUGCUCCAGCCCUCCCGGAGGACGCGUACACACUGUAUUACCCUCCCGAGAGAAGAGCUCAAACGCAUGCAGACGGAUUGUUAGAUAGAGCCUUGAGGGACAUCCUGGUUCAGUUAUCAGCCCGAAAAUAUCUGCAUUCUCUGACGGCAGUUCGUGUAGGUGAGGAAGAAGAAGACGAAGAAGACUCGGAGCCACUGUCGAAGCGCCACUCGGACGGCAUUUUCACGGACAGCUACAGCCGCUACCGGAAACAAAUGGCCGUAAAAAAAUACCUUGCAGCAGUGCUGGGAAGAAGGUACAGACAGAGGUUUAGAAACAAAGGACGCCGCUUUGCUUAUUUGUAGCGGAAAAGAAAGCGCGCGAGAGAAAAUAGAGCAACUGCCCUCCCUUGUGUCCAUUCAAUCAUACAGUCAAAAGUCAUUCUAACUUAAAACUGAGCAGUCGGUGGAUCUCGCCUGUGUUCUUUUAAACAUGUAUUUUAUGUACGAAGUCAAGCCAUUAAAAAUAUUUUAGUAAGAACAUGUUUUUUUUGUUCCUUUUUUUGUACAAAAGCACUUGAGACCGCACAGUUCUACUUUGUGGACCAAUCGUUCAGUUGAAUGUAUAUAGCUUUCUAUGUUGAAAACGAAACUUAAAAAAAAAAAACAACAACACUAGGAAAAAAUAUAUGACAUAUAUAUAUAUAUAUAUGACAAAUGUGCACCUUGAACGUUAUGCGCUUGAUAUCUUUUACGAAUUCAUCAUAUGCAGAAAAAUAAAUAGAUUUUAAAAAAGACAAUCAAAGUUCUGAAUGUUAUACUUUAUUUUUGUAAUGGAAAAAAAAAAAGAAGAAAGAAUAGAGUUUUUAUUUUGUGCAAAGUUGGCCCUGGGAUGUAAGUGACCAUAAGGCUGACUCUGUAAAAAGAAAAAGAAAAAAAAAAAAAAAGCACAGGCUGUAAUGAUCCUAUGGAGGGGUCAGAGAGAGAUACACACUGGCCAACAUGAGUCCCUCAUUACACAACUACAUUUGUGUAAGUGUUUUAGAUCUGCAAGUCACCUGUCAGACUAAAUGCAACAUUUUUAUUAUUUUUCUUUUAAAACCGUUUCCAGUUUUAAGAGUUAGGAUUUGUGACUGAAAGUGAAUGACACUGGAAUUUAGCUCAUUAAUGCUGUCCAAUUAUUUUCGUAGUGGCUUGCUUUCUAAAUCUCAAAAUAGCCAUCCCAUCUUCCCUGCACCUACAUGCAUGAAGCAUGUACAAUCCUCUGUGCAUCAUUUGGAAUACAGACCCUGUUUCGUUCCAUAUGCUUGAGAAUGGCUGUUUUUUUUUUUUUUUUUCAUUUUAUUCAAGAUAUUUCUGUUGUAUCAGUUAGACAUGCUUACCUAAAGACUAUUAAACAUGUUCAUGCAGCGUACUGCAGAGAAUUUCAGGGUGAAUGGAAAAGAAUGGUAUCCUGCCCCCCCUCCCCCCUUUUGGAAAAAAGCAAAUUUCAAGUGCAUGCUGUGAUGGCCUUUUAAAAGAGUUAUAGCAUGUCAUUUUUAUCAGUUUUAGGCAUGUUUGCAGUGACCCUAGUCAUGGUUUUGCAUCAUUUCUAUCUUUGUAUUAAUCAGAUUUGUUUCUAAUGUUGUAUGCUAAUGUAGAAGUUGUGUAUGUGUUGGGGAAAAAAUAGAUAUGUCUACCCAAUCACUGGAAUGAAUUCUUAUUUGGGAGAAAAAAAUGAGUAAAAAAAAAACAAUUUAACUUCCUUUGUUAAGGUCCAGUGUAUAUAUAUAGUAGUACACUUGCCUGCACACCUUAUGGACUCCAGAUCAGUAUUACUGCAUUCCUGGCUAAUACUUCUUUCUUUACUUCUGAUCAUUCAUUAACCUCUACAUUAUCAAUGUGCAUAAGUCAUCUGUGUUAUGCAUCUCUUUAAAGAACAUGGGAAGAAGUAAGAGGAGUGAUGCAUGGACAGAGGAUCAGGAAACCAAAGCAUCCAGGGAUGUGGGCAGAUGUUCAGAUAAAGUUAUGGCAUCCCUUAAUCCAUUUGAACCCUUGUAGGUUUGAGUCAGAGAUAAGUAUUAUGCAGCAUUUAAAUACUGGAAUAUCCUUUAUCCCUCAGUACUAUUCAAAUUUUUUUUUCUGUCUAUAAACCACAGUUGAUGGUUUGUAUAUUCUAUACAAUAUCAUUCAGGCCUUAUUUCCCCACUAAUUUAACAUUUAGUCUAUUGUUUCCAGACAUGAAAUCAACCCCCCUGCAAUUCGGCAUCAGUUCCUAGGAUUUAUAUGAGUGUAGAUGUAUUUAUGGGAGCACUAUGUGUGAAUGUGUGUGAGUGUGUUGCAAGAGUGUGAGCAUGUACAAUAUGAACCUGACAGUGGUAUGUGACAGACAGCAUGGCUUCUGGCUUUGGUGCCUUGCUACAACGUAUGACAAAAAAAAAAAUCGCCACUUGAUAUGGAUGGCAAUUUUUAGUGGCCCUAUAAUGCUGCAGACUAUUAGCUUACAUUUCACUAACCAUCUUUUCUUUUUUUCUUUCCAAAUUUGGCUGGGCCGAUAUCUAAUUCCAUCCAAAAGCAUGGCCAGCGUUCCAUUGUGAUCCAAUUUAAUAUUGAACUGAUGUAAAUGGCAAAAGUAUUAACUGUCUCUAGGCUGUUAUAAGUUCAAUGAAUGUGUUGUUGUGGCAAAGUAAAGUGUUCCUGUUUCAUUGUUCUCAGUAAACUGACUCAUCAUAUCCCAAGCUUAUGUAGAGGGCCAUGAAGCCUAGCUUGAUUUUGUGUUGUUUCUUGUCGCAUCGCUUGAGGGUUAUUUGUCAGCUAGCAAAGAGCCUGAUGGAGUGCAGCCCACAGCCCAGCCUCUUGUGUACAUUUCUAAGAGCGCCAAAAGCCUUAAUGUGAAAGUUUUAUCUAUAUCUGAAAAUAUUAUGUGUGAGAAGUGAAUAUUAGCAAAUGUGAAGUCGAGAUAUUAACCCAUAACUCCUUAGGGGGUGACGUUUUUAAAUGUUGAAAAAGUGUUGUAAGAUUUGUAUGAAUAAAUUUUUGUAAACAA